Messenger RNA from Carassius auratus (goldfish), 1774 nucleotides. RefSeq names its product GTPase IMAP family member 4-like. The transcript is spliced from 2 exons. The record is from RefSeq and is a predicted model, not a curated record. Lineage: Eukaryota; Metazoa; Chordata; Actinopteri; Cypriniformes; Cyprinidae. Gene Ontology annotation, molecular function: GTP binding. The annotation marks the transcript as partial.
UGUGGCGCCGGGGAGAAGUUGGGGGUUCGGAGCCUUGCUCAAGGGCACCUAAUUCAUGGUAUUGCUGGCCCUAGACUCAAACCCGCGACCUUAGGGUUAGGAGUCAAACUCUAUAGUAAAUGUGAUUUAAUUUUUCUCUUGUGUUUCACAUCAGUAAUUGUUCUUCUCUUUCUGUUUCCAGGUCUAUCACACAAUUAUGUUACUGUGAGGAUUGUGCUUCUGGGAAAGACGGGUGUUGGGAAAAGUGCAACGGGAAACACGAUACUGAGAAGAGAAGCUUUUAUAUCGAAACUGACUUCACGCUCUGUGACCAGAGAGUGUGAGAAAGAAUCCUCAGAAUUCAACAGAAGAUGGAUAACUGUGAUCGACACUCCAGGCCUGUUUGAUACUGGAGUCGAUAAUGUGGAGACCAGGAAAGAGAUUGUGAAGUGCGUCUCAAUGGCAGCUCCUGGACCACAUGUGUUUCUGCUGGUGAUUCAACUGGGACGAUUCACUCAAGAGGAGAAAGAUGCAGUCAAGAUGAUCCAGGAGAUGUUUGGAGACAAAUCCAGAAUGUACACCAUGGUGCUCUUCACCAGAGGAGAUGAUCUUAGAGGAACAAGGAUUGAAGAUUUUAUUGAAGGUGAUGAUAGCUUACAGUACCUCAUCAAACAGUGUGGUCACAGAUACCAUGUGUUCAAUAACAAAGACACUAAACAUCAGGCGCAGGUUUCUGAGCUGCUGGAUAAGAUUGACUGUAUGGUGGCAGCAAAUGGAGGGAGUUUCUACACCAAUGAGAUGUUCCAGCAGGUGGAGAAGAACAUCAGAGAAGACCAAAAGAGAAUCAUGAAAGAGCGAGAAGAAGAGAUCAAGAGAAAAGAAGAAGAUCUGAGAGCCAAGUAUGAAGCAGAAAUAGAAGAAAUGAAGAAAGAAAAUCAGAGAGAAAGACAAGAAAUGCAAGAAGAAUUGAGAAAAAGUGAGGAAGAAUUCAAAAAGAGAGAAGAAGAGAUCAAGAAAGAAACAGACGAAAAUCUACAGAAAGAGCUACAGAGAAAACUGGAGGAGAACCAGAAACUAUUUGAAGAAGAAAAUAAAAGAAAAGAAAAGGCUUUGGGAGAACAACAACAGAACUUCAUAAAAUACUUAGAAGAAAAGCACGAGAAAGAAAAACAAAAACUUAAGGAGAAGAUUCAACGUGAAGCACGAGAACAAGCAGAGUGUGAAUAUCUCAUAAAACUGGAAAGAGAAGUAGCUGAAGCUUUAAAAAAAGCUGAAGAACAACUACCACACAGUGCAAAACGAGCUCGUGACUGGAGUCAGUUCGGAGGGUUUAUCGGAGCAGCCACUGGAAGUUUUAUUGGUUCUUUUGAAGACCUCGUGUGCUGGAUUACCAGCAUACGGUCUAAAUGUCAAACUCAACAGCUAACUGAAGAAUGAGUUCAGACUAGAGCAGAGAGACCAGCUUCUCCUCAGCGUUUGACACAUGGAUCAUAAAUCACUCUUGAGUUCAACAGGAUUGUUAGAGAAGACUUGGAGGAAUCCAGCAGAACUUCAAACGCAGAGAAGCACAGAAGCAUUUCAAGCCUUUCACUUUCACAAUAAGUCUGUUUGUAUUUUUUUAUUUUAUUUUUUGGGUCAGAGUCUAACAACGUUUGUCAGGAUUGGCUAUAUUAAUUGUUCAUCAUUAUCUUUUUUUUUUUCUACACAUUUUAUUCAGUCUUUCUAAAAAUGGUGCCUGUGUAUUCUUCAGAUUUAACUUAAAAUGGUUUGGAACGUGUGUUUUGUUUUGUUUUUC